AUGAUAGCAACUUCAAACCUGGCAGCCACCAACAUGGACAGGGCACAAGAGAGGGACCGCUCCGACAGGCUGCGGAACCGACUAUCGGGCGCAGGAGGCAUCGUGCCUACCAGGCCUGCACAACCCUCACGUCGGCGGAGCGGUAGCCUCGAUGAAACUGCCUCUCAGGUAUCGCUGUCCUCCAACGCUCCCACCAUCGGCUCUGGGUCUCAUCUGAGCUCGUCCCGCGUUGCCAGGACCGGCCGGAGCCGCAGGCCGACAGUGACAUUCCCUACCACCAGCAGCAGCCACCACUCAACCGGCUCGGGCAGCGACAACACUACCGACUCUUUGAGGCAGAGGACCGAACGACACUCUCUCAAGUCGGCCAUGAAGACACCCCAGCGCCCCUUGACGCCUCCUCUGCCGGCAGACUCGACAACCGGGCCUUCCUUCGGCUCGUUGUCGGACUCACAAGAGUCGUCUCGGCGCUCCAUCCGCCGACGCAGGCUGUCCUUCAAGGAGCCGUCGACCACGACCCAAGAUAAGCGCCGCUCCAUGCCGGGCGGCUGGGCCGAGAGGUUCCUCCCGCAGGUGACCAACGCCAACGCCCUCAUGCGUCGGGAGCCGUUUGCCCGCCGCGACUCGUUCGAGUCCGACACGGAAGACUACACCGACUCCGAGCUGUCCGACGACACGCACGCUACCACCGUCAUGUCCGACGCGACCGUCGGGAGUCCCAAGGUGCAGAAGAGGCCCGUGACGACCACGGCGCCCGUCGUCCAGAUCACCAACACCCGCCAGGCACCCCCGACUUCGGCACACUCGGUCAGCGCCGCCUCGGCCCCCACCAAGCCCCCCGGCCGCACGCUGACCAUCGAGGUGCACCCGGCGCGGGAGUCCGAGGAGGAGGUCCGCAAGCGCGAGGAGGAGAAGCGCCGCCGGGAGCGGAUCGAGGCGGACCUCCGCAGCAAGAUUGCCGGCCUGGAGAAGCGGAUGCAGGCCGAGGCCGAGGACAACGCGCGGCAGCAGCAGCAGGUGCAGCGCCAGAUUGCGAGCGUGGCCGCCAAGCAGAAGGAGCGGCAAGCCCCCGUCUCGGCACCCGCGACCCCGGCGCCACCGGCCCCUUCCAGACAGGCUCCCGUGCCGCCCAUGAGCCGUCUGUCGCCGGGUCGCACCGAGUCCACUCCUGCCUCCCCCCAGCUCAACGCCCAGGCUAGGCCGUUCCAGCCGUCCCCCAGGCCUCUGUCGAUGACGGCCAUGGCCCCCGUCGUGCCGCAGAUGAACCACCUCCCGCCGAUGCCUACCCUGGAGAUCAUCCCACCGUUCCUGCAACAGGCAAUUCCAAGCAUGACAAUCCCGCCGUCCAUGCCGCCGCCGCCGCCUCACCCCAUGCCCAUGGUCAAGCAGCACAACCCCGCCGACCUCACCCUCCAACAACAACUAGACGCCCAAGCCGCGCAACUCGCCUCCCUCCGCGCGACCCUCGCGGCCGUCGAGGCGGAGCGCGACGAGAACAAGUCCGGCAUGGCGACCUUGUCGGAGCAGUGCAAGACGCUCGAGGCCGAGGUGCGCACCGUGCGGGCGGCGCGCUCGCAGUCCGAGGAGGUCACCAUCGCCAAGCUGGCUGCCUGUGAGCUUGUCCGCGAUGUGCUCCGCAUCAAGGUCGAGGGCUUCGAGAGCGAGGUCAAGACCAAGGCAAUGGUCAUCGAGGACCUCUCGACCGAGCGGGACAGGUUGGCCGUCGCGCUCGAGGCGUCGGCCGCCGAGGUUGCCGUCCUGACCGAGAGGUCGAGGAUGCUGGAGGAGGAUCGAGAGAGGGCCCACGGGGACAUGCUUGCGCUCAAGGAGGAGCUGGUCAAUGUGCGCGCUGCCGCUGAGGCUUUGGAGAGGGAGAAGGCCGAGCUUGAGGGCAAGGUUGUGGGGCUGCAGGGCGACUUGGGCACUGCGCAGUCAAAGAUCGCUGAGCUGGAGCUUGUGGUCAAGGAGAAGGAGCUCGUUGUCAAGGACAAGGAGGGUGUGAUCAAGGAGAAGGAGGACUGCAUCGAGCAGCUGAAGAAGGAUGGCGAUGAGGUGAAGGCGAGCAACGACGAGCUUAAAAAGGAAGUCGAGGAGCUGGCUUCAGCUGGUGCCAUCAAGGACAAGGAGUUGAUCGAGAUUACUACCAAGCUGGCCGACGCAGAGGCAACACUGGCCACGUCGCAAUCAAGCCUUGCGACGCUCGAGACCACUCUGGCGACCACAGCAGAAGAAAAGGCAAAGGAGAUCUCCGGCCUGCAGGAGAAACUGGCAGCAGCCGAGACGGCCGUUGCAGCAGCCAUCACAACAGCCGAGGCAAACAUGGCAGCAGCCACAGCAGAAAAAGAAACCGAGAUUGCCAGCCUGAACGACAAGCUCGCUGCCGCCAAAGCAGAGAAAGAAGCCGAGCUCGCCAGCCUCAAUGAGAAGCUCGCCGCCGCCGAAGCAGAGACAACUAAAGCACAGGCCGAGAUCAAGGACCUGCAGGGCAAGACGCCAGAGGACUACGCCGCAUCCAUCGCCGCCGCCGCCAAGGAAAAAGACGAGCUGGCAUCCAAGAUCGCCGCGCUGCAGGCCGAGGUGGAGAGCCGCACGGCCGAGGCCAACGACAUGGUGACGACCUUUGCGACGGAGAAGGCGGCGCUUGAGGCGGACAAGGCGGCCGUCGAGUCGGAGCGGAGCGAGAUUGAAGAGGCGCGCGCGGCCGCCGCCGCCGAGGCGGCUCGGCUGUCUUUGCACGUCGCCCAGCUCAAGGCCAAGGUAGAGGCGUCAAAGAACAAGAAGACGGUCCCGACCACGGCGGCGGCGUCGGCUGCUGCUGCCGUCAAGAGCACAAAGACGGUCAAGACCAAGGCGGACUUUUUCUUUGUCAGGAACUCGCAGGACAGGGGUAGGAUGCAGGUCGUCAAGAAGAGCGAGCUCAAGAGCUCGAGGAGCUCGAGCCGGACUCCUAGUGCCAAGGACGAGUGA
Pyricularia grisea is the source of this 2967-nucleotide messenger RNA. RefSeq lists its product as uncharacterized. NCBI's taxonomy places the organism in Eukaryota, Fungi, Ascomycota, Sordariomycetes, Magnaporthales, Pyriculariaceae. The transcript has a single exon. Bases 1 to 2967 code for a protein of 988 amino acids. The record is from RefSeq and is a predicted model, not a curated record.